AUGUUCCUCCCCACGCUCGAUGCACUCUUCACUAGGAUGAGUGCAUCGGCGUCGGCAGUGGGUGCGCUCAUCGCCAACUGCAGUGGGUUCUACACCGCGCCAUCGCUCAUCGCGAUCAUCACAGCCCACUACAGAAUGUGGGGCGACGUCAGGACAUUCAACCUCUCCGGCAUGGGCUACAUCACGGGUGUCGUCGUUGUCAACAUCGCACGAGGCGUGCAGAGGGCGCAUGCUACUUGGUAUGCUAUUGUUGUCACCGAGAUCGUCACAGUCGGGUGGUACAGUGGGAGAGACCGCUGCAAGCUCCUCCUUAACUACUUCUUUCGCACCUACUCUGUCAAAUAA
Phragmites australis (common reed) is the source of this 345-nucleotide messenger RNA. Its product is annotated as 3-ketoacyl-CoA synthase 1-like. The transcript has a single exon. NCBI's taxonomy places the organism in Eukaryota, Viridiplantae, Streptophyta, Magnoliopsida, Poales, Poaceae. The record is from RefSeq and is a predicted model, not a curated record. Gene Ontology annotation, biological process: fatty acid biosynthetic process. The coding region runs from base 1 to 345 and encodes 114 amino acids. Gene Ontology annotation, molecular function: acyltransferase activity, transferring groups other than amino-acyl groups. Gene Ontology annotation, cellular component: membrane.